Cucumis melo (muskmelon) is the source of this 1662-nucleotide messenger RNA. RefSeq lists its product as uncharacterized. Bases 226 to 1563 code for a protein of 445 amino acids. Lineage: Eukaryota; Viridiplantae; Streptophyta; Magnoliopsida; Cucurbitales; Cucurbitaceae. The transcript has 2 exons. The record is from RefSeq and is a predicted model, not a curated record.
UCAUUCAUAUUCUUCCAAUGCCUAACCUAACCGAUUCUCCUUUCAAAUGGAAACGCAAAUUUCAGUUUCACAAAAUUCCUUCAUUUUCAUUUUCAUUUUCAUAUUCUCUUCUUCUUCUUCUUCUUCUUCUCCUUCUCCUUCUCCUCUUCCUCUUCCUCUUCCUCUUCCUCUUCCCACAUUAUUCAUAAGCACUCUGCCCUUUUCCUUCCAUUCUCAAUUAUAAUAAUGGCCGCCUUUCGAAGAUCAUCUCUAACCGAUCAUCUCAUCGAUUGCCGUCUCUUCUUUCUCAUCCUAACUUUUAUCUCUCUCAUCCUCUUUUUCUCCGCUUCCUCCACCCUCUCUGACAUUCCCUUUUCCACUUUCGCGCCGCUCCAAUCCUUCAUCAUCGGCGCUGCCUUUCAACAGCCUCGCGCUUCGAAUUAUCGUCCGAUGACGACUCCUGAUCGUGAUUCUUCCUUUCCGAUGGAGGCAGAGAAUUCGUCGUCGUCGUCGUCGUCGCCCGAGGCUAAGAUGAAGAUUCAGUUACAGAAAUCGAAAAUGGCUGUGUGUUUAGUCGGUGGAGCGAGGAGGUUUGAGGUUACUGGACCGUCGAUUAUGGAGAACAUUCUUAAGGAGUAUCCGAAUGCGGACUUGUUUCUGCAUAGUCCGCUUGAUGAGAACACGUUCAAGUUAUCGUACUUGAAAAACGCGCCGAAAAUCGCCGCCGUGAGAAUCUUUGAGCCGAAACCGAUUCCGGAGACUGAGUCGCAACUCCGAGUUCUAACGGCGAAGAACUCGCCCAACGGCAUCCAGGGGCUUUUGAAGUAUUUUCAAUUGGUGGAAGGAUGCCUUACGAUGAUCCGAACGUACCAACAACUCAACAACUUCACCUACGACUGGGUUGUGCGGACACGUGUCGACGGGUACUGGAACGCCCCACUCCGACCCGAUUACUUCGUCUCCGGCCAUUACGUAGUGCCGUCGGGAUCCUCCUACGGCGGACUCAACGACCGUUUCGGCGUCGGAGACCUCAACACCUCCACCGUCGCUCUUUCGCGCCUUGGUCUUAUUCCUAAUCUGGAUGCCGCCGGAUUCCUCCAACUGAACUCGGAAACCGCUUUCAAGGCGCAGUUAACCACCAUGGGGGUACCGUUCGAAAGGAUGCGUUUGCCGUUUUGUAUAGUGACGGAGAGGCAGUAUGAAUUUCCGCCGGGGAGGUUUGGGGUACCAGUGGCGGCGAUGUCGAGCCGGGGGCCGCUGAGUGGGACGAAGUGUAGGCCGUGUAGGGUGGCGUGUGAGGGAGAGUGUGUGGAGAGGGUUAUGGUUUGGUUAGAGAAAGGAUGGAGUUGGACGAAUUGGGAAAAUGGGACAAUGGGAUUGUGCAAUGCGAGUGGAGAAUGGGAGAUGGGAUGGGAGAAAAUAUACGAGGAAAUGGUUGGGGCAGAAAUGGGGGAUUUGAGUUGGAAAAUUCAGAAGAUGAAGAUGAGUGAAUGUGUUCAAGGUUUUAACCAAAUGAAAAGACGAAGUGGGAUUUGGGAUUCGCCAAAUGGGGAGAAUAUUUGUAAGUUGGGUUUUAGAACUUAAUUAAUUAAUACCAAGGUCUCAAAAAAGGGUUAUAAGCUCAAAAAAUCAAUGUAUAGUUUAAAUAUUUUGGUCACACAAUGAUAUACAAAGUUUUUUAAU